CACGCAUACAGUUUGAAGGUUUCCUUCGCUGCCCGUGUUGGGACUGUAGAGCCUCAUUAUGCAAUUUAUCUGUUUACAAAAGUGAAACUGGAGACUGUGGACCACGAGGGGACAGCUGACAGGCCGGGGAUAACUCUCUUUUGGACAUGACCAACGUCAAGCCCAAAUCAGAGAGCCGGCGCGAUGGAGCCGAGGGCCCGGAUGGAGGCUGGGGCUGGGUGCUGGUCGUUGCCAUGUUUAUCAGCACGAGCCUCGUGUUCGGCCUGAUGCGGAGCCUGGGGAUCUUCUUUGUGGAGUUCGUUCAGUACUUUGAGGAGAGCGCUCAGGCCAUCUCCUGGAUCUCGUCCACGGGCCUGGCAGCGCAGCAGUUCUUCAGUCCACUGGCUGCUGCACUGUGUAAUGCAUAUAAUACCAGAGUGGUGGUGAUGAUGGGGGGCCUUCUCGCUGGGCUCGGCCUCACGCUCGCCUCGCAGGCCACCUGUCUCGUACAUCUCUACCUCACAAUGGGAGUGAUUUCAGGUUUGGGAUGGGGGAUGGUCUUCACUCCCAUGGUGGCCACAGUCAUGGCUAAUUUCACUCGCCGGCGUGCUCUGGCUUUGGGACUGGGGUUCUCCAGCAUUGGUCUCUCUUCCUUCGCUUUCAACCCACUGUUUCAGCUGCUGGUGGAGACGUAUGCCUGGCGAGGGGCCCUGCUGAUCCUGGGGGGCCUCAGCCUCAACAUUAUACCCUGCGGGGCGCUAAUCCGUCCGCAGCAGUGGUCUAAAGCACCGGCAAAGGUGGAUUCAGAGAGCAGGUCAUAUGCUUCCAUGUUGCGGCGAGUCGCCUCUUACCUGGAGCUGUCCCUGCUCACUGAGAGGCCCUAUCUCACCUACACUUUGGCCGUUACACUUUUUAACGUUGGCUACUUCGUGCCUUACUUCCACCUGGUGGCCCACAGUCGCCAGGCUGGCUUCUCGGAGUACCAAGCUGCCUUUGUUAUGUCAGCUGCAGGUGCUACAGACAUUUUGGGCCGCGUAGUGUCAGGCUGGUUCUCCGACCUGGGCUAUUUUCGGGUCAUACAUUUAAUGAGCUUGUGGACAUGCCUAGCAGGAGUGUUCAUCAUGCUGCUGCCCGUGAGCUCCAUGUCUGGCUCCUACACCGCUCUGAUGGCGAUCAGCCUCCUCUACGGCUUCUGCUCUGGGGCUUUGACCUCCCUGGUAUUUGCAGUAGUCCCCAUGAUUGUGGGCGUGGAGCGCAUGAUGGGGGCCCUCGGACUGCUGCAGCUCAUCGAGAGUGGUGCAGGACUUCUGGGGGCUCCUCUGUCAGGGUUGCUGAAGGACAUCACAGGAAACUACAUCGCCUCCUUCGUGGUAGCAGGCUCUUUCCUCCUUCUGGGUGUGCUGAUUGUGACCACUCUGCCUCACUUUUUCUCCCGCGCCGAUCCGCCGCCUCCUCAAAGACGUUCCCUGGAUGGCAAAGAGAAAGGUUUGCAUUCAGAGCUGGAACAGAUGAACAGUUUGCCCUCUGACAAACAAAAACCCGCGGAGGAGCUGGAUGAUCCAAAACUCUGUCAGUAAAUGGUUCAAGAGCCUUGCGAGCGAUGGCGCCUUUCUGAAGACACGAUCAAAACGCGUCUGUUUCACGUGUCUGUGAACAGCUGCGUAUUUACAUCAUACCUCAGAGACUCGAAGUGAAAGCUGCAGCUUCGUGUGAAACCUGUAGCGCCUGAAAGGGGCCAGUGAGCUCCUCACUUUGUUACAAAUAUGAACCUCAGUUUAUUGUUGGAGUCAGUACCUUCUGCCUUAAAAGAAACUCUGGGCAUUUUAUUUAAAAUUCACACACGUGACUGUUUUUCAUGCAAAGCCAGAUGCUGUUUUUAAUUCUGGAUAUGUCAUCAAGUUUUAUUCUCUUUGUUCAUGUGAAUAUAAAGCUUUAAAGGUGAUUCUGCUGCUGUGAGAAUGGCACUUGACCACUGGACCAGCCCUGAAAGGGCCCUAAGCCAAAUUAUAGUUGUAAUCUGUUGAAGCAGAUGUUCGGGUAAAGACCGCAGCAUGUCCCUCGCUGUUAACACUGAUUUAUGUUGAGCACAGCUAAAUGAGCUGCUGGUGUUCAGCGCUAAUCUUCAGGAAUUUCUCAUCCCGCCGAUGCAUUUUGUUGCUCAGCAGGAACGCAAGAUGGUGUUUUCUCAGUUGCAUUUUUAUGAUGACGUCAUUUUAUUUGCUUGAGCACUUUGUACUUUUGUUGAGCAUAAACCAGAGCAGGCUUUGUAAACCAGAGCUGUUCGGCUUUGAGAGCAGCGGGACAGUUGUCGUGUUUGAAACAAGACCACGACACGGUCACUGUGACCCGCUGGUUACUGGCACGCUUACUUCACUGGUGUUGCAAUGCUAAAGGCAAUAUUGUCUACAGCCAAGGCAUUGCAACACUAAACAGCUGAGCUUUUACACUAAUAGACCUGCCUCUUCAGUUACCUGCAAACUGUCAGUGAUAUUUAAAAAUGUCUUGUACUCAGCCUUGAUUUAAAAAAAACAAACAAACAAAAAAAAAAAACAAUAUAUUUUAUUUUCUUUUAGUGUAUGUGUUUAACCUUUACCAGGUCGGCAGGUCUUUAGUGAUAUUGUUUUCACCCAAAACAACAGGAUGAUGGCGCCCUCUGUUGGGCUUUUGACAGUAAUACAAACAGUAUUGCGCCUCGAUAACCAAUUAUGCUUUUCCUUAUUUUCUGUCAUGUACACCAAUCAACCACAACAUUUAGACCACCGGCCUAAUAUUGUGUUGGUACCCCUUUUUGCUGUCAUGCAACCCUGACCCUUCAAGUCAUGGACUCCACUAGACCCCUGAAGGUGUGAUGUGAUAUCUGCACCUAGAUGCUAGCAGCAGAUCCUUUAAGUCCUGUAAGUUGUGAGCCGGGGCCUCAGUGGAUCAGACUUGUUUGUCCACCACAUCCCACAGAUGCUCGAUUGGAUUGAAAUCUGGUGAAUGUGGAGGCCAUUUGAGUGCAGUGAACUCACUGUUAUGUUCAUGAAACCAGUUUGGGAUGAU
Archocentrus centrarchus (flier cichlid) is the source of this 3021-nucleotide messenger RNA. It is a transcript of the gene slc16a13, whose product is annotated as solute carrier family 16 member 13. The transcript is spliced from 6 exons. The record is from RefSeq and is a predicted model, not a curated record. Gene Ontology annotation, biological process: transmembrane transport; monocarboxylic acid transport. Bases 147 to 1556 code for a protein of 469 amino acids. NCBI's taxonomy places the organism in Eukaryota, Metazoa, Chordata, Actinopteri, Cichliformes, Cichlidae. Gene Ontology annotation, molecular function: monocarboxylic acid transmembrane transporter activity.